Molecule: messenger RNA, 1322 nt
Organism: Cornus florida
Lineage: Eukaryota; Viridiplantae; Streptophyta; Magnoliopsida; Cornales; Cornaceae
Product: E3 ubiquitin-protein ligase SPL2-like
Exons: 6
Coding region: 138-995 (285 amino acids)
Biological process (GO): organelle organization; protein ubiquitination
Molecular function (GO): ubiquitin-protein transferase activity
Source: RefSeq, a predicted model, not a curated record
UUGAGUCUCUAGUGAUUCCAUUCAUUCUGGUUUCGACGACUCCGACUCGGACUCGGACUCGUCAGAAAUAUAACAUAAUGUGGGUUGAGUUUUGAAAAUAAGGAAAAUGAAUUAAUUAAGCAUAAAGGAGAUCAACGAUGUCUGACUGUGCAGUGAUGGCUGGUGUUUUUGGGGUUGGUACAGGAUUAAUUGCUUGGAUUGCACAUCGGGCUAGCGUCAAUAACUCCGAAACACUGGAGAAGGUCCGUUCCAUCCCAACCGUCCGUAUAUCUGAUCUCCGCUCUAUCCUUCCUAAUGGGCAUCGUAGUAAGCGUGUCUUCGUUCGUGGAGUUGUCCAGCCCAAACCCUCCGAUUCCCAGAAAGCCAAUCCUAAUGUCCUGCAUUCCGCUGAGACCGGCCAGGAAGCUAUCGUUGUCAAGAGAAGACAGACGUGCAUAUACAAGGAAAAGGUGAUAAAAGAGGAAAAGAAACAGGAUAGCGAUCUUAAACCAACAACUAAAGAAGAAACUCGGGAGUGGGAAGAAACUGUAUCGUCCACAUAUAGAAAGGUUCCUUUUAUUCUUGCAGAAGGUGUUCGACGACCGUGCUCUGAUUAUGUUAUUGUCGAUACAGAUGACUUACAACAUUAUCUGCCACUCACUAAAGUUUAUUCUCACCGUUCUAGACUUUAUCAUCAUAAAUCUUCUAAUGUAGAUGUAAAGGCUGAUAUGCUGACUGAAGAGAGAAUAUUUCCAGUUGGAGAGGUUAUCAAUGCAGUUGGUGCCUGUAGUUUAGAGAAUGGAGUUCCUGUAAUCAGGCCCUGCAAUACCCUACCCAAAUUCCUAACAUACUAUAGUAAGGAUAGUUUAGUGAAGGAACUUUCUGAUUCAGUGGAAAGUUCAAUUGCUACAAGUGGAAUUUUUAAGGGGUUGUCGACUUGUUUGCUUUCCUAUGCUGCUGCGGACUUUCUUUAUCACAAAUUUUAUGAGUAUAUGCAGAAAAAGAGAGACAAAUAAACUGGAGGUUGUCAGAACAUGAGUCCGCCUGAAUGUAACAGACCUUUUAGUCAUCCUUCUUUCCAUCCCAUGACUAUGAUUUCGUUCAGGCAAUGGCCUCCGAAUUAGCUUUAUGCUUGUACAUAUGUUUGAAUGUUAAAUUUUGAUUAUGUUAUUUUGGACGGUAUGAAUGGAUCUGGGAAAUAGGUGAGUGUUGAUGAUUGAAUAUCUUUCUGAUAGUCUGGGAUGUGUGGUAAAUGUUUGUCUGUUGUAUUAAAAAAGCAGACCACAUUAUAGGUUAGCUGACUCUGUGGUGUGCCGUCACCAGAGGAUUCACUAAUAUUUCAA